Helobdella robusta is the source of this 882-nucleotide messenger RNA. RefSeq lists its product as hypothetical. Lineage: Eukaryota; Metazoa; Annelida; Clitellata; Rhynchobdellida; Glossiphoniidae. Gene Ontology annotation, molecular function: lipase activity. The coding region runs from base 1 to 882 and encodes 293 amino acids. Gene Ontology annotation, cellular component: membrane. The record is from RefSeq and is a predicted model, not a curated record. The transcript has 8 exons.
AUGAAUAUCGAUGUGAAGGAUGAUUUUAUUCAGAGCAGGCAUGGUCACAAACUUUUCUGCAAGUACUGGAAGCCUUUUCAGAAGAACGAAGAGAAACCGAAGCAUUUAGUGUUCAUAGCACAUGGAGCGUCAGAGCACUGCCAAACAUUUGAUGAGAUCGCAAUCAAACUGGCUCAAAACAACAAUUUCGUAUUUGCUCAUGAUCACGGUAGAGUUUCACGCCUAAAAUCUGCAAUAAUUAAUACAGCUGGACACGGUAAAAGUGAGGGCCAACGAGUGUACAUUGAAGACUUUAACAUUUUUGUCGAUGACAUCAUUGACCACAUUGAGAAAAUCAAGAAGGAGUACAGUGACAUUCCCUGCUUCAUCAUAGGAUACUCCAUGGGAGGGUCGAUGACCAUUCUGACGACACUGAGAAUUCCUCAGCUCAUCAGCGGGAUCGUCUUAAUCGCCCCAGCUAUCAUCAUCAACAAUUUUGCUCCCAAGUUAACGAUGCUUUGGUAUCAGCUGGUAUCCGUUGUAUAUCCGCAAGCGUAUGUCGUGGACAUCAAACCGGAAGACAUGGUGAAAGACGAGGAGGAAAUUGAAAAAUACAAAAAAGAUGACUUGAUUUGGACUGGAAAACUUACAGCUGGGUUGAUGAAAUGUGUGGCUAAGGCAUGCGGUGAGAUCAACAGCAGAAUGAAGGAAGUGAAAAUUGCCUUCCUCCUAAUGCACGGGACCAGUGACAAGAUAUGCAGCAUCGAGGGGUCGCAAAUGUUUUUUGAAACUGCUUCUUCUGAAGAUAAAACUUUCAAAAAAUAUGAAGACGGAUACCACCAGCUGUUCACUGAGCCGAACGGUGCGGUCGAUGAUUUUAUUGAAUGGAUCAACAAGAGAUAA